GUGUAUCUCCUUGGGAAGUGCCAUCCACGGAUUGUGUUGCAUUCUGUUCCUGUCAGAAAGUAACCAGAGAGCCGAGUGGAGCAGCAGGCCCAUAGAGGAGAGCUAUAGCCAUGUCUUCCAGCUCAGCGAUGGUGCGGAUCCUGAUAAAGGGGGGUAAGGUGGUGAACGACGACUGCACCCAAGAGGCCGACGUCUACAUCGAGAAUGGCAUCAUCCAGCAGGUGGGGAAGGAGCUGAUGAUACCAGGUGGAGCCAAAGUGAUCGAUGCCACGGGAAAACUAGUCCUCCCUGGGGGUAUCGACACCAGCGUCCACCUGGAGGAGAACUUCAUGAAUGCAACCACGGCAGAUGACUUCUACAGCGGCACCAAGGCUGCUCUAGCGGGUGGUACAACAAUGGUGAUUGGACACAUUCUACCAGAGAAGAAUGAGUCUUUGCUGGAAGCCUACGAGAAGUGCCGCAGCUCGGCGGACCCCAAAGCCUGCUGUGACUACGCUCUGCAUGUGGGAGUUACUUGGUGGGGACCCAAGGUGCAAGCUGAGAUGGAGAAGCUGGUGAGAGAGAAAGGAGUGAAUUCCUUUCAGAUGUUCAUGGCCUACAAGGACAUGUUUAUGCUGAGGGACAGCGAGCUCUUCCAGGCUCUGCAGCACUGUAAGGACAUUGGAGCUAUAGCAAGAGUCCAUGCUGAAAAUGGCGAGCUGGUGGCAGAGGGUGCAAAGGAAGCACUGGACCUGGGCAUCAGUGGCCCAGAGGGGAUUGAAAUCAGCAGGCCUGAAGAGUUGGAAGCCGAGGCUACCCACAGGGCAAUUACCAUCGGUAACAGGGCCUACUGCCCGAUCUAUCUUGUCAACGUGUCCAGUAUGGCUGCAGGAGAUGUAGUCGCUACUGCCAAGAUGCAGGGUAAGGUGGUCCACGGUGAAACAACCACAGCCCACGCUGUGCUGAACGGCAUGCAGUACUAUCAUCAGGACUGGGCCCAUGCUGCUGCCCAUGUUACCGUGCCUCCUCUCCGCCUAGACCCCAAUACUCCCAAUUUCCUAAUGAGCCUGCUGGGAAAUGACACUCUGAAUGUUGUGGCGUCCGACCACCGUCCAUUCACCAUCAAACAGAGAGCCAUGGGCAAGGAUGAUUUCACAAAGAUCCCCCAUGGGCUUCCUGGCAUUCAGGAUCGCAUGAGCGUCAUCUGGGAGAAAGGAGUGAUUGGAGGUAAAAUGGAUGAGAAUCGCUUUGUAGCAGUCACAAGCUCAAACGCGGCCAAGAUCUAUAACCUCUACCCCAGGAAAGGGAGGAUCAUCCCAGGAGCAGAUGCUGAUGUGGUGGUCUGGGACCCCGAGGGAUCUAAGACUAUUUCUGUGGAUAACCAGGUCCAGGGAGGAGAUGUUAACCUGUAUGAAGGUCUCCGUUGCCACGGUGUACCCCUGGUCACCAUUAGCCGUGGUCGUCUGGUCUACGAAAAUGGAAUAUUCACAUGUGCUGAGGGCUCUGGAAAGUUUUGUCCCCUGAGAACAUUCCCAGAUUACCUCUACAAGAAAAUGGUUCAGAGGGAAAAGUGCCAGGCUGUGAAAGCUGUUGAACGGGAGCCCUACACAGGCGAAGUUGUUGCGCUGGUCAACUCAGGAAAGAGGGAUUUUGGGGCUUCAGAUCUGGACACUCCGACGCGCCCCUCCACCCGGCACGGGGGCCAGAGGGACCUCCACGAGUCCAGCUUCAGUUUGUCUGGUGCCCAGAUCGAUGACAACAUUCCAAAGAGAUCCUCAGCGAGGAUCCUUGCUCCUCCUGGAGGGAGAUCCAGCGGCAUCUGGUAACCAGUCAGACGGCCACUACAUGAAGCGGAAGAAUGAUACCCGAGGGAAACAUAGCAAGAUGACCAAGCAAGAUGACUUGUUUUUCUCCCUGGGUCUUAGAAUAUGUGUGGGGUAAUGGAGUGAUGUUUUUAUUUUGAACUCAGCACAGGUACAUAGGACUGUAAAAUGUUAAACUGUAAAACAUUGCCGUAAUAAUAUUGGAAUAUGGAUCAAGGAAAACUAUUAAGUGGUAAUAGCUACCAAAUUUCAGUCAAAUGUUAACCAAAUACAAUAAAAACAAGAGUUUCCAAUAAUUUGCUUUGGCUGGAUCAGAUAGGGGAAAUAUCUUACUAAUAGUUUUAGUAAUAUGAAGGUAAGUCAUGGUUUUUAUGAUGCGAUUGUGUUACCUCACUGUAAAAUACAAUUUUGCACUUGUAUCAUGUACUAUUUAGAUGCCUUUUUACG
This is a messenger RNA of Micropterus dolomieu (smallmouth bass), 2249 nucleotides long. It is a transcript of the gene dpysl5a, whose product is annotated as dihydropyrimidinase like 5a. The transcript is spliced from 13 exons. Gene Ontology annotation, cellular component: cytoplasm; cytosol. The coding region runs from base 111 to 1805 and encodes 564 amino acids. NCBI's taxonomy places the organism in Eukaryota, Metazoa, Chordata, Actinopteri, Centrarchiformes, Centrarchidae. Gene Ontology annotation, molecular function: hydrolase activity, acting on carbon-nitrogen (but not peptide) bonds, in cyclic amides. The record is from RefSeq and is a predicted model, not a curated record.